Daucus carota subsp. sativus is the source of this 1573-nucleotide messenger RNA. RefSeq names its product zinc finger protein ZAT1. Gene Ontology annotation, biological process: response to stress; response to chitin. The transcript is spliced from 2 exons. Bases 230 to 1372 code for a protein of 380 amino acids. The record is from RefSeq and is a predicted model, not a curated record. Lineage: Eukaryota; Viridiplantae; Streptophyta; Magnoliopsida; Apiales; Apiaceae.
UAAAUACCUUUAUGUUCACGACGCGGAUAAUAGUAAGCACAUACGUACGCGCACUUUUCGCAACUUAUAAAUACCCAACUCAAACACCAAAUCACAUUCAUUCAGCCAACUCACAAAACAACAUUCUAAACUUCCAUUCCGAAAAACAUUAAGUAUCUGUUCUCCGAAAAACUCAGUUAAGUUAUCAGUUCUCCCAUAAACUCGAGUUAACGUAAAUCGAUUGAUUAAGAUGACGGUGAAGAGAAGCAGAGAAGACGAGGUUAGACAAGUUGAGUCGCUAGCCAUGGCCAACUGUUUGAUGCUUCUUUCACAGAUGGAAAAACCCGAGAAUCUUCCUGGUGGUCGCGUUUUCGAGUGCAAAACAUGCAAUCGGCAGUUCACGUCGUUCCAAGCGUUAGGCGGGCAUCGGGCGAGUCACAAGAGGCCUAAGUUAAUGGCAGGAGAUCUUCUUCAACAAGUAGCUCUGAAGCCCAAGACGCACGAGUGCUCAAUAUGUGGAGUCGAGUUUGCUUUAGGCCAGGCGCUUGGUGGACACAUGAGACGACACCGAGCCGAAAUGGAGGCCAAUUCCGCUAGUAAAAAUACGGCUAGUGACACGACGAUUAGCCACGAGACGGUUGUGAAAGAGGUGCCGGUUUUGAAGAAGAGUAAUAGUAGUUGCAAGAGAGUGUGGGGCAUGGACCUUAACUUGAUGCCAUAUGAUAGUUAUUUGAAGCUGGGAUGGCCUUUGCUGACCAGUCUCCAACUCACUUUCACAUCACAAAUAUAUUAUACCGGUAAUCACAUACGUCUUUCCCACUUGCCAAUCCUUAUAAAUAUGCAACACAAACACAGCAUUCUACUCAUUCUACCACACAUUGCAACACAUUUUACAAUUUCCACUAAGAUGGCAACGAAGAGAAGCAGAGACAAUGAACAAGAGGCAGUAGCCAUGGCCAACUACCUAAUGAUUCUUUCGGGUAUCGGAAAAUCGGAUAAUCUCCCGAGAGGCCGUGUGUUCGAAUGCAAAACAUGCAAUCGGCAGUUCACAUCAUUCCAGGCCUUAGGAGGUCACUGCGCGAGUCACAAGAGGCCCAAGUUACUGGCAGGAGAUCUUGUUAAACACGUAGCGGUGAAGCCAAAGACGCACGAGUGCUCGAUUUGUGGAGUGGAGUUCGCGUUAGGCCAGGCGCUGGGAGGACACAUGAGGCGCCACCGAGCAGAGAUGGAGAGCCAUUCGAGUAGUACUAAUGCAAGUGAUGCAACUGGGAGUCAUGAAAUGGUUGUGAAAGAGGUGCCUGUUUUGAAGAAGAGUAAUAGUAGUUGUAAAAGGGUUUGGGGUCUGGAUCUGAAUUUGAUGCCCUAUGAUAAUUAUCUCAAGUUAGGAUGGUAGAUACUUUAGUUUUUUACUUUGAUUUACUAUUGUUUCAUUUUUCUUUCUGAUAGAUCUUCAUUCUUCUUUUAGUUAGUGAAACGAUUCUUUUAUUUGUUCAUGUACUUGGUUGCUGAGAUUAUUUUAUCUGUAUUGAUCUUGGUAUAAAGGUUCUUGUGUGAAAUUGGUUUCAUCAUUUUGAAAGAUUGUCAUCUUUAAUGA